AUGAACUUGACAGCAUCAGUGAGCAUGGUAUACGAUGGCGGUCAUUACAUUGUUGUUGAUUCACCAUCCGCGACGGAUGUGCAUUCGAAGGAGCUGAUGUUGAAAGGCAUCGCGUCUAGGAACAUCGCUCCCGGUGAAAUACAAUACGUGGUGACCACACAUGGUCAUCCUGAUCACUUUGGACAAGGAAACUUCUUUCCGAAUGCGAGACACUUUUUUGGCAGUUAUGAGUAUUCGGACACCAAUUUUAUAUCAACAGAAUUGCACACGAAAGACAUAAUGCAGUUAACAGCAAAUGUUCAACUCUGGAACACCCCUGGUCAUACUGCUCAGGAUGUGACCGUUAUGGUGCACAACGUCUCAUGUUGCGGAAUAAUUGCAGUCGCUGAAGACGCCAACGAGGCAGCGGGUAUCUGGUUUCAAGAAGCAUGGAACCCAAUUAUUGGCAAGAUUAGUCGGAAUAAAGUAAUUUGUUAUGCGGACUAUGUGAUUCCUGGUCAUGGGAAACUUUUCCGGAUCACACAAGAUAUGAAAAAUGCUGCGGAUUGCUUUACUAAAUAUGAAACUAAUGGAGAAGGUCAGGCGGCAGAGCGCCUGCCACAGUUUGAAAACUCAUUAGAGCAAGUUGUACGGAAACCGGCUGAAACUCUAUUCUCCUCUGCCAACUCGCUCUCUUCAAACUAUAUUCGGGAUCCAACAGUGGUUCCAACUACGAAAACUACCCCAAAACCUGAAGCUUCAACUGCGACCUCUGAUUCAACAACUACUUCUAUGUUCUAUACAGUUGACUUAACAGCUGAAACUCCCUCAACAUCAGAAGAUGGCAUUUUUGACACUCAGGAAAACCUACCACCGCUUGGAUUGAAAAUCAAGAAAAAUACAAACUACAUUGAGUUGCCUGAUUUAUCAGGAGAUAUCCACCCUGUGGUCAAUUCAUUCGCUAAACGAGUGAGUGAAGUGCUGAAGCAACCACAAAACGAAGCUGAAGUAGCUAAACUAAUGCCACAUUUCAAAAAAUGGCAAACCACACUGACUAAACUCUGGAAUCAAUAUAUGCAAAGUGCAACUUGA
Molecule: messenger RNA, 1071 nt
Organism: Caenorhabditis briggsae
Lineage: Eukaryota; Metazoa; Nematoda; Chromadorea; Rhabditida; Rhabditidae
Exons: 7
Coding region: 1-1071 (356 amino acids)
Source: RefSeq, a predicted model, not a curated record